CCACUUCUCAGCCAUCUCGAAUUAUCGCAAAAAUUAUGAAGGCUCCAGCCGAAAAGCAGUUCAAGGCAAAAAAUUACGGCCCCUACGAAGCCACCUCACCAAAGUCUUUGAAACCUCCAUCGCUCCCCCACAAACCGAAGUCGAACAGCUCGAGGCCAUCACAGCCGCCCACACCCACAGACACGACCACGGAUGCUUCCGGGCAAUCCACGUACAAGGUUGCCAGAGCAAUUUCCAGUUGUACUCGAUGUAGAUCACGAAAGCAAAAAUGUGAUGGUAAGCUUCCAGCAUGUAGUGCAUGCGAGAGAGCCAAAGUGGAAUGUAUCGGCUUUGACGCGAUAAGCAAAACAAACAUCUCAAGAAACUAUCUGCAUCAGCUUGAACAAGAAGUCGCCUCCUUACGUGCCCAAGUCGCUGCUCUCACUUCAAACGAUCCCAUUGGUCGCACGAAAAAAGGAAUUGCUGCCAGUGCCUCUCAGGCGCUUUCGGCCUAUCGCUCUGACUUCCCUAUUGAUCCAUCCCUCCCCGAUGAUCGAUCCCCACACUCUUCAUAUGACUCUUCCAUCCCUGUUGGAUCCUCGUCCUAUUCUUCUCAACAUCAACGACGACUUUCGGAUUUCCCCUUUUCAUCCACCCCCGCAAACGACUCACCCCGGUCGACUCUUGCUCAUGCGUCUACGUCAAGGCCGCAUCCUACAGGUCAAGCUGCGAGUCUUCAUGCAACAUCCCUUACUAGACUGGUACAUGAUGCUGCGCUCAGAACGGGCCAUGCAACCAACGGAGGCGGGUCGUUAAACCCAUCUGGUUCCAACGCCUCAAGUAGUGAUCGUGGGUCUGUCCAUGGUGGAGUCGAUUCGCCCAUUUUAGGGAUUGAUCGUGAAGAGCCUCGUACCUCGCCUGACAUGGCGUUUACGCCUCUUUCUGGCCAUAAGCGUCACCCGAGUGCAUCACCUCUUGCUGCUUCUGCUACGCUUUCAGUGUCGAGUGGCGGCAGACCCAAACGCAAAAUGACCAUUCCACCUUUGCCGCCUCAGCCAGCUGUCGAAAGGCUUGUUGCAGCCUAUGUCGAUUUUGUCGGUGUUACGGGGCCUAUCAUCCAUAUUCCGACUUUGGGCAAGCAGUUGGUGAAGAUUCGUGAAGGAACGGAUGUGGAGGAAGGCGACAUCUUUGUUGUAAUGAUGGUGCUCGCGUUGAGUACUAUGGCUUCUUCGAGGUUUGUCGACCCGCCAGAAGAAUUGCGAGCAUGUUCCGAGGCUUUCCACGCUGAAGCAUUGAAACACCUUGAUGCUGUCUUCGAGGAACAAAGUUAUGUCAGUCUCCAAGCUAUUCUCCUUCUAGUGUGGUAUUCCCUUCUCAAUCCCGAUAAAGGCUCCAUUUGGUUCCUUGUCGGCCUUGCCACUCGAGCAUGUGUCGAUCUCGGAUACCACAACGAACAUAAUGUUCAGGUCGAUCAGCUCGACGCGCUUGAACUGGAUAUGCGACGAAGGCUGUUUUGGUGUACAUACAAAAUGGACCGGCUGUUGUCACAGUCUUUGGGGAGACCGCCUAGCAUCCCCGAUGGUUUCAUCAAUGUCCCUCUUCCAUCCAAUCUUCACGAUAUCGACAUCCACGCUGGGCAUUACGGCGCGCUCAUUGGCGAACCAUGUUCCUACAAAGCUGUUUUCCUCCAUACCACCAAGCUUCGUCAGCUCCAGUCUGAAAUUCUUUUCAACACUUACGGUGUGCAUGGGUCAACUGGAAUAUUACCGUCGGAUGAAUGGUUUGAUGAUUGUUACGGCAGGCUGAAACAUUGGCUCAAGACUGCUCCGGAGCCAAGAGGAACUGUUUCGACAGAAGGGUUUGAGCUCUCGUUCCACAACUCAUGCUUGUUAUUAUUCCGCCCUUCGCCUGGAUGUCCUCGACCAGGAAGAAAAGCCCUCGCGACGGUACUCACGAGCUCGGGAUAUAUCAUCCGGAUCUAUAGGAGAAUGCAGCUGAAUAAUCGAAUCAGUUGGCUCUGGAUGACCAGUCACUUUUCAUUCAUGGCAGGGUUGUCGUUCCUGUACGCUUAUUUCAAUUUAUACAGUAUGGGUGGAGGGCAUGAUGUGCCUUCGAUUGAUGACGCGAUGAUGGAUAUUGAAUCGUGUCUCGGCGUGCUCGAGUUCCUUGCUCCUCGAGUGCCCUCGGCAGCUGCAUGCCACGACACUAUGCGUACUUUGUCUCAGGCGAUCUUCAAACAGCUCUCCGAUCUUGAUCCCCCUCAUACUACAGUCUCGUCAUCCCCCAACCGCCGUUCCUUGCUUCGUGGUGCGCCAAUCUCCUCAUCUCGAGAAGACCCUCUUCCAAACGUUUUCCCUGCGCCUUUGCCUGCUGUGGCUCUACCGUACGAGCUUUCGUUACUCGACAACUUGUUCCGAAACCCCAUGGCCUCGCAUAACAAGGCGUCCGACUAUACCAGUAACAAGUUGUGCGGCAAGCGCAAGGCCGAAGCUGGGGGGUAUCACCACUCUACACCCUCAAGUAUGCCCUCAAGGGCAUUCCACUUGGCUGGCGAGUAUCCUGCAUCGCAGUCAGUUUCUGGCCAUGGGAAUGGGCCUACUGCAGAUCCUAGUACUGUGAUGGGUACGUUUGGUAUGGCCGCUCACCUGAAUUUGCAUCCGGAAAGCAACUUGUCCGUAUUCCCGCCUUCUAGCGGUCCAAAUUUGUCGACGUUGGCCAACACAGCUGCUGCCGCUGCCGCGGGUUCAUUCGCACCAGCUGGGGAAGGAUCUAAUGGAGCCAUGCUGAAUGUGGAUAAUGAACAGAAUGGGUUUGAUAUAUUUAGCUUUUUGAUGGACGAUGAGGGAGGAUUGGGAACGAAUGGGUUUUCUUUGGAUGUGCCUGCGGAUUUCUCCUUGUGGGGCUAGGCUGGAACUGGGCUGCGGAUAAGAAUCAUGUAUAGGUGUAUCAAUGUAUUAGUAGUAAUUAUAGACGUGUUCUUGAUUUUGGGAUUUUGUAAUCAUGGAUGGAGUU
Molecule: messenger RNA, 2991 nt
Organism: Cryptococcus deneoformans JEC21
Lineage: Eukaryota; Fungi; Basidiomycota; Tremellomycetes; Tremellales; Cryptococcaceae
Exons: 8
Coding region: 36-2885 (949 amino acids)
Biological process (GO): DNA-templated transcription; positive regulation of transcription by RNA polymerase II
Molecular function (GO): DNA-binding transcription factor activity, RNA polymerase II-specific; zinc ion binding; sequence-specific DNA binding
Source: RefSeq, a predicted model, not a curated record